AUGCCCAUUGCAACACUCUUCUCAAACCGCAUCCGGCCCAUCAGCCAAGCCCUCAGCGCCGCAGCCAGCGCCCGGGAAAACGACGACGCCGUCUCGAUCCUGUCGCGCGCCUCGGAGCCCUCCAAGCUCAGCCGGCCGUCGCGACGAAACAGCACCGGGUCCAAAUUUGUGCUCGAGAGCCCCUCGAGGGACAGCUUCGAGGCCCAGUCCAUUCGAGACGUGGCCGGCGGUGCCGAAGCCUGGCCCAUGGGCAUCAUCAAGACGGUCAGCGUCGAGGUCACGCAAGAGUCGGCGCCUGAUCUCGAGCGCGGGCUCACUAUUGGUGAGCUCAAGCGCUCGGCCAGUCGGGAAGACUGGUAUAGACAUUUGUCUUGA
Molecule: messenger RNA, 375 nt
Organism: Pestalotiopsis fici W106-1
Lineage: Eukaryota; Fungi; Ascomycota; Sordariomycetes; Amphisphaeriales; Sporocadaceae
Exons: 1
Coding region: 1-375 (124 amino acids)
Source: RefSeq, a predicted model, not a curated record